AAGGGGCAGCAGCUGUACUCGCUGUGCCCGGAGCAAACUACGCACCGCGGUGGUGUCUAGGGCUCUUGAUAACCCAGCGGUUGAGCUCACCAGCCGCCGCCAUUUAUAACACACUCCCGGCCACAAACGACCGGAAGGCACAGCACUGCUCUCACUGCAAAACCGCAGCCCACCGUAGCUUAGAACUGCGGACAGAGCGCCAGCAUGAUGGCCGCGAAUGACGAGAGCAAGGAGGCGCCGUCGAACGAGCUGCGCUGCGACUACCUGGUGGUCGGCGCCGGCGCGGCGGGCAUGGCGUUUGUGGACACGCUGCUCACCGAGGACCCGACGUGCCGCGUGGUGCUCGUGGACCGCCGCGCCAAGGCCGGCGGCCACUGGGUUGAUUCGUACCCGUUCGUGCGCCUCCACCAGCCCUCCCACUAUUAUGGCGUGAAUUCGCUGCCGCUCGGGAAGGCGAGGGAUGCGAAAGGCCGCGAGGUGUUCGACCGCGACGACCUCGCUUCGGGCCCGGAGGUCGUCGCCUACUACGAGAAGGUCCUGGCCCAGUUCGAGGCGAGCGGACGGGUCGAUAUCCGGCUGGAGACUUCCUACGAGGCGCGCGGCGCGCGCGCCCUGCUGACGACCAACGACGGCGCGACCACGUGGGUGACGCCGCGCAAGACCGUCACUACUAUCUCAAACGUCCAGGUGCCGUCGACGCGGCCGCCGCCGUUCCCCGUCGCCGACGGCGUCGAGUGCCGGCCCCUCAACGCCCUCGAAGUGCCCAACGCGUCGUCCUACGUCGUCGUCGGCGCGGGCAAGAGCGGCGUCGAUGCGGUGUGUCACUUGCUCGACUCGGGCGUCCCGAUCAGUGCAUAAAUCAAAUCGUCGCGGCGCGUCGCCACGGCUGAAUCCCUCCACGCCAUCGACCGCCCGACUCACUGAUUGAUAUGCGCAUAGGUCUCGACGGACGCGAUCACGUGGAUCGUGCCGCACGACAGGUGGAUGUUCCUUCGCGACGGCAUCUGGCCGUCUCGUACGAGCGGGUACUACGAGGCGAUGGCAAAAUUCUUCCCUGCGCUCCUGGAAGCGUCGGACUCCAUGAGUGUGGCCUUAGGCCUUGAGAAGGAGGGCAUUUGCGCCCGCAUCUUCCCGGGCGGCGAACCGCCGCGCGUCUUCAAGGGCGCCACGAUCAACAAGUCCCAGCUCGAGCAGAUCCGCUCCGUGGCGGCGGUGCGGCUCGGGCGCGUCGUGGCCGUGGAGCCCGGCGAGAUCAUCCUCCAGCAGGGCCGCCUGCCGAUCGCGCCCGGCUGCCUGGUGGUCGACGCCACGGCCGGUUACGAAACCGCUCCCGACGAACUGUUCGGCUACAACGUCGUGGAUGAUGCAUUCAAGAUCUUCUCGGCCGACAGCAUCAAGCUCGGCCCGUCGCUGAACCUCUUCAACGUCUGCCUCUCCGCGGCGCUCACGGCCUACCUGGAGGCGACCUGCGUCGACGACGCGUUCAAGAACUCGUUGUGCUACUUCGUGUCAGGCGAGAAUCUACGUUUCUCGCACAAGACUCUGCCCGCGCUCCUGUACUAUUCGACGAAGAACAUGGACGCGCUGGAGAAGUGCCACCCGGCGGCGACGAUGUUCGUGCUGAAGAGCCGGCUCUUCGACGCCGCGCCGAUGCACCACGGCGGCCUCCUCAAGUUUCUCUGGGCCAUGCUCGGGCCCACACUGGCGCUCAAGGCGAAGGGCAAGAAGUUCCUCAAGAAGGUCGACGCCGGGGGCCUCUCAGACGUGCCGGACUCGUUCGGCCUCGGGCGACCGCUCCCGGCGAAGAAGAGGGGCGCGGUCCGCAAGGUCAAGGGCCCGAAGAACUACCCGCCCAAGCCGCGCGCGCGCUGGGCGCCGUGCGGCUGCGGCGCGCCGGUCGCCGCGCCGGCGAAGUAGUCGCGCGGCCCGCGCCGACGCCGCCUAUUUUUGUUCCCUCCCCCAACAACGCCCUCCCUUAUGUCUCCGCUGUGCCCCUGUGCUAAUGUGCGAACAUGAAUAACACUUAUACAA
This is a messenger RNA of Pelagomonas calceolata, 2031 nucleotides long. The record is from the annotation of a GenBank genome assembly. NCBI's taxonomy places the organism in Eukaryota, Pelagophyceae, Pelagomonadales, Pelagomonadaceae.